UUGUGUUUGAAAGCACUUGAACGAAGUACAAGUCAGACACAAAGACGACUCAAGUGGCUUUUCUCAGCAGCUCACUACUUCUGAGUAUUUCCCAGUUUUAGAUAUCGGUGGUCAUAAUUGUGAGUGUGUACGGAGCUAUGUGACAUGUCUGAGGAGGAUUAUUAGUGUCACUGAACAACAAAAUGGAUUUCCAACAGAGAGCAGCUCUGGAUAUCUCCACCAAGAACCCUCAGGAUGAUUUUGAGAUCCUGUUGAGAGUUGGAGGAGGAACUUAUGGAGAAGUUUACAAGGCACGUAACAAACAGAAUGGAGAGUUGGCAGCUAUCAAAGUCAUCAAGAUGGAACCAGAAGAUGAUUUCUCCAUCAUCCAGCAGGAAAUCAUCAUUGUGAAGAGCUGCAAACAUCCUAACAUAGUAGCAUAUUAUGGCAGCUACAUACGAGUGAAUAAGCUGUGGAUCUGUAUGGAGUUCUGUGGAGGAGGCUCUCUUCAGGAUAUCUACCAUGUGACAGGUCCUCUGUCUGAACCACAGAUAGCCUACAUCUGCAGAGAGAUGCUGCAGGGCCUAGACUACCUGCAUGCACAGAAGAAAAUCCACAGAGACAUUAAGGGUGCCAACAUCCUCCUCAAUGAUCUGGGUGAAGUCAAGUUGGCUGACUUUGGAAUUUCGGCUCAGAUCACAGCCACUCUGGCCCGGAGGAUGUCCUUCAUUGGGACGCCAUAUUGGAUGGCACCAGAGGUGGCGGCCGUGGAGAUCAAAGGUGGCUACAAUGAACUUUGUGACAUCUGGUCGGUGGGCAUCACAGCCAUAGAACUCGCUGAGCUGCAGCCUCCCAUGUUUGAUGUCCACCCACUGCGAGUCCUGUUUCUCAUGUCCAAGAGCGGCUACCAGCCUCCCAAACUGAAGGACAAGUCUAAAUGGUCGUCCAUGUUUUACAAUUUUGUGAAGGCCAUGUUGGUGAGGAACCCGAAGAAGAGACCCAGCGCCUCCAAGAUGCUCUCGCACAUGUUUCUGACCCAGGACUGCCUGAAACAGGAGCUGACCCUGGACCUGCUGGAGAAGUUUAGAAAUCCUGAGAAACUGAAAAGCAGCACAGCAAUAGAGGAUGAUGAGAUGGAGGUUGCACUUCCUGGAUCUUUAAGGAGGAUCCAAUCAAUUAACAAACACAACCGGGCAGAGAGGACCAACUCUGACAUAAGCUUUGAACAGAUCUACACUCAGAGGCCUAUGAAGACCGGAUCCCCAAAUGUUACGUUAAGACCAUCAACAGGAUCAACAGGCAGUAGCAACAGUCCAGCGAGGGACCAGGACACAGACUCAGAUGAUGACUAUGAUGAUGUGGACAUCCCUACUCUGCAAAACUCCAAUUUCAUAUUGCCAGAUGAUGAAACACCCCCUCCUCUUCCACCAAAGCCCAAAGCUCGAACCAGCUCAGAGGAGAGUAUGGCAGGGGAAGAUGAUCGAACAAGAAAACUCAACUCUCUAUUUGCCCCUACCCCUCUCAUUCGGACCUCAAGCGGGACGCAUGUCCGACCCACACCCCGCCCUCGAACCUCACGACACUCAGACCCUGCAUCUUUACCAGUCCAGAUGAAUGAGAACCCAGCAGGCCUUCCUCCUGAGCUCCCCCCUAAGAGCUUCCGCAGACAGCAUCCCCCAUCAAAGGAACGUGCUGAGUGUGCCAGUCCCGUCAUUAAGAAACCUCCAAUCUACUUUAAAAAAGUCUUCCAUGGCUGCCCCCUCAAAGUAAACUGCUCCACGAACUGGGAAAACCCCACCUCCAAAGAGCAGCAUCUGAUCCUGGGGGCUGAGGAAGGGAUAUACACCCUGAACCUCAACGGCACUGAGGCCACAAUGGAGCUGCUGUAUCCUGGAAAGUGUACCUGGGUCUACACCAUCAAUAAUGUCCUUAUGUCCAUAUCCGGUAAAUCCUCACAGCUUCACUCACAUUUAUUGAAGGAGUUGUAUGAACAAGCUCGGAAAGAUCAGAGGAUGGUUCCCUUGCCAACUCACAGACUGUUACCAAGGAAAUGUGCAGUGACGAGUAAAAUACCCGAUACCAAAGGCUGCAAGACCUGCUCAGUUGUAGAGAACUUGCAACGAGGUUGUGUGUUCCUGUGCUGUGCUCUGGAGACCAGCGUGGUUUUGCUGCAGUGGUAUGAGCCCAUGCACAAGUUCAUGCUCAUCAAGCAUUUUGACUUCCCUCUGCCCAGCCCUCUGCGGGUGUUUGAGAUGGUGGAGGUGCCCCAGCAGGAGUACCCACUGGUGUGCAUCGGUGUGUCUCGGGGCUCCAACCCCAACAAGCCUGUCAUAGUAGAAUACAUCAACCUCAACUCCAACACAUCCUGGUUCACCAACUCUGGUCUGGAGAAAAUGUACCCUGAUGUCAUUCAAGUAUGCCCGCUGGAAAAAAGCUCCCUGCUCGUGCUCAUAGAGAAGUCAGUACUUAUAGUUGGUCUGGAUGGAGAGCUGAAGAGCAACUGGCAUCUUCCAUAUGAGACCACUUUCUCUCAAGAUGUUGAAUCUAUAGUGCAUUUUGAGGACACAGUGUUGGCAGUUUGGCGUCACGGCUGGCAGAGGAGAGGAAAGGGUUUCACAGAGAUUCUUGAGGAAACGACUGACUUAAAGAAGAUCUACAGGAUAGUGAAAUCAGACAGGAUGGUUGUCUUGGAAACACGUAAGACUGAGGACCAGACACGUCAAUCCAACCUGUAUAUCCUGGAAAUAGCUAUGAAAUACGUCCUGCUCCCCUGACUCUCCUGUGUACUGACACAGGACAUCAUUGGACACUCCCUGCUCGGUCUCUGUGUAAACGGCUCUACUGGGAUUCCCAGCACUCAGCGGGAAAUAUCUUCACACACAAGGCAUCAACAUUUAUGUCUGUCAUCUCUACCUUUGACAUGUGUUAAUGCCCCUCUACCACAGGAUUUUAUUUUAUAACUGGAGCAUAAAAAUUGAUGACAUAAGGAGAUUAUAACUCUUUUUCCUCAGUCUGAGGGAGUCCUCUCUAAUUUAUGUAAUUUUCUCCAUGGUUUGUGAGAUCCAGAACAAUCUGGACAAUCCAGAGGAAAGAAUAUUGGAGAAAGACCCUCCUCAAACCCUGAAGAGGACUGUCUCCUUCCUCCCACAGUGUUAUUGAUCACAACAGCAGCCUGCAGGAACUUACAUAUAUGGCUUCCACCAGAUGCAACAUAGAAGCUUAGUGGACUGAAGCACUGCUGGUGCUCAUACUGUGUUUUGUGACCUGAGUUUGUUUGUUAGUGUUGCAUCAACUGUUACUGUUGUUACACUCUAAUAAAGUUAAUUAACACAAAAUGAGGUGAACUGUAUUGAUUUUGUAGGGUAAAUCAGUUAAUGAAAGCUGACAGCAUAGUUGAUUAGGUAAUCUUUGUUAGUGUUAAGCUGUUUG
Molecule: messenger RNA, 3408 nt
Organism: Melanotaenia boesemani (Boeseman's rainbowfish)
Lineage: Eukaryota; Metazoa; Chordata; Actinopteri; Atheriniformes; Melanotaeniidae
Product: mitogen-activated protein kinase kinase kinase kinase 5-like
Exons: 32
Coding region: 183-2753 (856 amino acids)
Biological process (GO): protein phosphorylation
Molecular function (GO): MAP kinase kinase kinase kinase activity; ATP binding
Source: RefSeq, a predicted model, not a curated record